Messenger RNA from Saccharomyces kudriavzevii IFO 1802, 1713 nucleotides. RefSeq names its product ESCRT-II subunit protein VPS36 (gene VPS36). Gene Ontology annotation, molecular function: ubiquitin binding; phosphatidylinositol-3-phosphate binding. Bases 1 to 1713 code for a protein of 570 amino acids. The record is from RefSeq and is a predicted model, not a curated record. The transcript has a single exon. Gene Ontology annotation, cellular component: ESCRT II complex; late endosome membrane. Gene Ontology annotation, biological process: protein transport to vacuole involved in ubiquitin-dependent protein catabolic process via the multivesicular body sorting pathway. NCBI's taxonomy places the organism in Eukaryota, Fungi, Ascomycota, Saccharomycetes, Saccharomycetales, Saccharomycetaceae.
AUGGAGUAUUGGCACUACGUGGAAACUACGUCAUCGGGCCAACCUCUGCUUCGAGAAAACGAGAAAGAUAUUUUUAUCGAUCAGUCUGUGGGUCUUUAUCAUGGUAAAUCCAAAAUUCUGCAAAGACAGAGAGGUAGAGUAUUUUUAACCUCUCAGAGGAUCAUCUACAUCGAUGAUGCGAAACCGACUCAAAAUUCGCUCGGGUUGGAAUUGGAUGACCUUGCACAGGUGGACUACUCGUCUGGUUUCUUGACCAGAUCGCCUCGUUUGAUUCUGUUCUUCAAGAACUUCUCUAGUAGAGACGCGCUGGAGAAGGUUGCCAAUGCAGCAAACUCCAACGUUGUUUCCACGUGGGUUUGCCCCAUUUGCAUGGUCUCGAACGAAACUCAGGGGGAAUUUACUGCGGACACUCUGCCUGCGCCCAUUUGUAUCAAUUGCGGCGUGACAGCGGACUAUGAAUUGACCAAGUCUUCCAUUAAUUCUUCCAAUACGGCGGAGCAAAAAUCAAAGUUUGAUGGCAAACCUGCGUCGAGCUCUGAAAAUGUUUGUCCCGCUUGUACGUUUGUCAAUCAUCCUCAAAUAGGAAAUUGCGAAAUUUGCGGCCACAGGUUGCCCAAUGCGUCCAAGGUACGAUCAAAACUGAGCAGGCUGAAAAACCUUCAUGAUUCUAGAAUCCAUAUCGAGUUAGAAAAACAUUCGUUGGGCAAAAAUAAGAGCUCCAACUCGGGGUCAUCGUCUUUGUCGUUGACAACAACACCCACAGCAUUCGCGCAAUUGAGCUUUCGUAAAUCCGAUGGUGUUUUGUUUUCGCAAGCCACUGAGAGGGCUCUGGAAAAUAUACUCAAUAAGAAGAAUAGACAUAUUUUCAAUCAAAAUGUGGUGUCCGUCAAUGGUGUAGAUAUGACAAAGGAGGCGAACGGCCACGAUUAUGAUAGUAGUAUCCCGUUUAUAGAAACCAGUUUGAACAGAAUUGGCAUAGCCAGCUUAGAGAAAUCUAGAGAAAACCAGCUCUUGAAUAAUGAUAUUCUAUUCAACAAUGCGUUGACCGACUUGAAUAAGCUGAUGUCAUUGGCCACCAGCAUUGAGAGAUUAUACAAAAACAGCAAUAUGACUAUGAAAAAAACAAUAACGAACUUCCAGGACGAAUUGAUCGUAAAUGAAUCAAAAACGAAAAGGCCGCUCUUGAUUCUUGACAGAGAGAAAUUCUUAAAUAAGGAAUUGUUUUUGGAUGAAAUUGCAAGGGAAAUUUACGAGUUUACGCUAUCCGAAUUUAAAGACUUGAACAAUGACGACAAUAUUACUAACUAUAUGAUUAUAACCCUGGUAGAUCUAUAUGCAAUGUACAAUAAAUCCAUGCGUAUAGGCACCGGACUCAUAUCUCCCAUGGAAAUGAGAGAGGCAUGCGAAAGAUUUGAACAUCUAGGUUUAAACGAAUUGAGAUUGGUGAAAGUAAACAAGAGAAUUUUGUGUUUAACGAGCGAAAAGUUUGAUGUCGUGAAAGACAAAUUGGUAGAUUUGAUUGGUGAGAAUCCUGGUUCUGACCUUUUGGGAUUAACACAAAUUCUGAGCUCCAAUAAUUCACAAUCAAACUGGACCUUAGGUAUUCUUAUGGAGGUCUUGCAAAAUUGUGUUGAUGAGGGUGACUUAUUGAUAGACAAACAGCUGAGUGGAAUUUACUACUAUAAAAACUCUUGUUGGCCCUCGCAUAUUUGA